This is a messenger RNA of Tetranychus urticae (two-spotted spider mite), 2223 nucleotides long. Its product is annotated as ADP/ATP translocase. Gene Ontology annotation, cellular component: mitochondrial inner membrane. Gene Ontology annotation, molecular function: ATP:ADP antiporter activity. Gene Ontology annotation, biological process: mitochondrial ATP transmembrane transport; negative regulation of mitochondrial outer membrane permeabilization involved in apoptotic signaling pathway; mitochondrial ADP transmembrane transport. Lineage: Eukaryota; Metazoa; Arthropoda; Arachnida; Trombidiformes; Tetranychidae. The record is from RefSeq and is a predicted model, not a curated record.
AUCAUUAGUUUGAGUUUUGUUGUGCAGACAAUUAUUUAACUAAUUUACCCUUUUUGCUUAUAAUCUACUUCUCCGAGUGAUUUAGGUCCUCUCAAUAAAAAUUAGUCAAAAUGCCUAUCGAUAUGGUAUCGUUUGCUAAAGAUUUUAUGGCCGGUGGUAUUUCUGCAGCCAUUUCCAAAACCGCUGUAGCUCCAAUUGAGAGAAUCAAGCUUCUAUUACAAGUUCAACAUGCUUCUAAACAAAUUGCCGAAGCUCAACGAUACAAGGGUAUUGUGGAUGCUGCUGUUCGGAUUCCAAGAGAACAAGGUUUCCUUAGUUUCUGGAGAGGAAAUUUGGCUAAUGUUAUUCGGUAUUUUCCAACCCAAGCGCUUCAUUUUGCUUUCAAAGAUAAAUACAAGCAAAUUUUCCUCGGAGGAGUAGACAAGAAUAAGCAAUUCUGGAGAUAUUUCGCCGGUAAUUUAGCUUCUGGUGGAGCUGCUGGUGCAACAUCAUUAUGUUUCGUAUAUCCACUUGAUUUUGCUCGUACUCGAUUGGCUGCUGAUGUUGGUAAACCUGGUGCUAAAAGACAAUUCAAUGGAUUAGUCGAUUGUAUUAGCAGGACUCUAAAAUCUGAUGGAUACUUAGGUCUUUACAGAGGUUUUGUUUGUUCUGUCCAAGGUGCUAUCAUCUACCGAGGCGCUUAUUUCGGUAUCUAUGACACUGCUAAAGGUAUGUUACCAGAUCCCAAGAAGACACCAAUUGUCAUCUCAUGGCUUAUUGCCCAAGCUGUAACAACUGUAUCUGGAGUUAUUUCAUAUCCAUUUGAUACCGUACGUCGACGAAUGAUGAUGCAAAGUGGUUUACCUCCUGCAGAACGAAUGUACAAGAGCACAGCACAUUGUUGGGGAAAGAUUGCUAAAACUGAAGGUUCAAAGGCUUUCUUCAAGGGAGCUUUGUCUAAUGUAUUAAGAGGAACUGGUGGAGCUUUCGUAUUAGUGUUAUACGACGAGAUCAAGGUUUUACUUGAAUUAGUCAAAAUGCCUAUCGAUAUGGUAUCGUUUGCUAAAGAUUUUAUGGCCGGUGGUAUUUCUGCAGCCAUUUCCAAAACCGCUGUAGCUCCAAUUGAGAGAAUCAAGCUUCUAUUACAAGUUCAACAUGCUUCUAAACAAAUUGCCGAAGCUCAACGAUACAAGGGUAUUGUGGAUGCUGCUGUUCGAAUUCCAAGAGAACAAGGUUUCCUUAGUUUCUGGAGAGGAAAUUUGGCUAAUGUUAUCCGAUAUUUCCCAACUCAAGCUCUUAACUUUGCUUUCAAGGACAAAUAUAAGCAAGUUUUCCUCGGAGGAGUAGACAAGAAUAAGCAAUUCUGGAGAUAUUUCGCCGGUAAUUUAGCUUCUGGUGGAGCUGCUGGUGCAACAUCUUUAUGUUUCGUAUAUCCACUUGAUUUUGCUCGUACUCGAUUGGCUGCCGAUGUCGGUAAAGCCGGUGGUACUAGACAAUACAACGGUUUAGUAGAUUGUAUUGGUAAAACCUUAAAAUCUGAUGGUUAUUUGGGUCUUUACAGAGGUUUCGUUGUAUCUGUCCAAGGUAUCAUUAUCUACCGAGCUGCUUACUUCGGUUUCUUUGACACUGCCAAGGGUAUGUUACCAGAUCCCAAGAAGACACCAAUUGUCAUCUCAUGGCUUAUUGCCCAAGCUGUAACAACUGUAUCUGGAGUUAUUUCAUAUCCAUUUGAUACCGUACGUCGACGAAUGAUGAUGCAAAGUGGUUUACCUCCUGCAGAACGAAUGUACAAGAGCACAGCACAUUGUUGGGGAAAGAUUGCUAAAACUGAAGGUUCAAAGGCUUUCUUCAAGGGAGCUUUGUCUAAUGUAUUAAGAGGAACUGGUGGAGCUUUCGUAUUAGUGUUAUAUGAUGAAAUCAAGGCUUUACUUUAAGUACAUAUUAAAUUAGGGAUAUUUUGAUUUGGUGGACAAGACCAUCUUCGUAAAACGAAAAAGCUCGUAAUCAUUAUCUCCAUUUAAGAAACAAACCAUAAAAAAAUCGUAAAAUUCUAAAGCGACUUUUAUUGCAAUUCCAAUGUUCAUUAUUGAAUUCGAGUGAAAGUUCAUUCUAUUAUUUACCACUUCUCUAACUUCUUGUUUUUCCAAUAGCCGCUGUUAAUACAUCAUUCAGCAUACCGCCCAUCAGCACCUCACUCGAUGAAUCUUAAUUUAAAAUCGUAAAUAAAUUCAACAUUGGUUUACA